Molecule: messenger RNA, 1253 nt
Organism: Seriola dumerili (greater amberjack)
Lineage: Eukaryota; Metazoa; Chordata; Actinopteri; Carangiformes; Carangidae
Gene: tvp23b
Product: Golgi apparatus membrane protein TVP23 homolog B-like
Exons: 7
Coding region: 67-669 (200 amino acids)
Biological process (GO): protein secretion; vesicle-mediated transport
Cellular component (GO): Golgi membrane
Source: RefSeq, a predicted model, not a curated record
CAUGACUCCGGCGCACAGUGACGUGAGUUGAGCAUGUAAACCGGAAGAGCCUUCUCCAAUUUCAACAUGAUAACAGAAGAUACCAAUGAUGAAGACGUGUCUCUGUUUGAUGCGGAGGAGGAUGUUGGGAAAAGGUCAAAGAAAAACAUUAAGCAUCCAGUGGCGUCCUUCUUCCACCUCUUCUUCAGAGUCAGUGCCAUCCUCGUCUACCUGCUCUGCGAGAUCUUCAGUAGCAGUUUCAUCGCCUGCAUGGUCGCAAUCAUCCUUCUGCUGUCAUGUGACUUCUGGACAGUAAAGAACAUCACUGGGAGGUUGAUGGUUGGUCUCAGGUGGUGGAACCAGGUGGACGAUGAUGGACGAAGCCACUGGGUGUUUGAGUCAAGGAAGGGCACUGGGAAGCAACAAGCGUCAGAUUCCGAGUCCCGAAUCUUCUGGCUCGGGCUGAUUGUCUGUCCGGUCCUCUGGGUCAUCUUUGCCUUCAGCACCCUCUUUUCUUUCAGGAUUAAAUGGCUGCCUAUAGUGAUCAUGGGUGUGGUGUUGCAAGGGGCCAACCUCUAUGGAUAUGUGCGGUGUAAAGUGGGGGGCAAGACCAGCCUAAAGAACAUGGCUACGAAUUACUUUGGACGACAGUUCCUCAAACAGGCGCUGUCUAAAGAGGAGGAAUCAUAGAGAGCAGCUCUGCGAUUUGAACACGUUUGCAUUAUUCUUAAUGCUAUAAUAUAUAUUCUUUUAGCAAGUGGAUGCAUAGAGAGAAACCUUUUUGCAACAUGAACUGAAAAUAACAGACUUUAACUUUUUCUUUAGAAUGUAAUGUGUGACUCAACCAGUCCCAAUAGAGAGAGAUUCCACAGAGAGGUCAGAGGUCUGGUAGCUGUUUUCCAUAACUGAAGCUCAGCAAUAAACCCUCACAAAUUUUAACUGAUCCUUUAGUGUAAAUGCAUGAGUGAAAAAAGGGUGUAAGUGUUUGAAAUGUUCAACUGAUUGUCGUUUGAUGUGUCCUGUUGUCUUACAGCUCCCUCAGAUACCUUCUUUAGUUUGUGUUUUCAUUGCCUCUUUCUUUUUCAUCUUAAUGAUAAUUAACAGAAUAAAACAUGUAGUUUCUGAGAGCUAUUGUACAAAUCUUUUUGUUUGUAUUAUAGACACAGUUUUAAAGUAACAGUGUAAAGUAUUCCAGGAGGUUUGUAAAUAUGUAUGUAAAGAAACUAUGUGCAACAUCUUCUUUUGUGCAAAUACAUUUGUAACAUUUUUCCGAA